CAUUCUCUUUAAAAAAAUCUUCUGAAAAUAACAACUUUUUUUGUACAGUUAUUUUUUAUUUAUUUAUUUUUUCUUCGACGUGAUUUUUUAAUACGUUGUCUUUUGACGAUGGAAAAAGCUGGUCAUAUUGAGCUUGUUAACUAGAGCCAGAAGAAUGAUGAGAAUUUAAAUUAAGAGAAGAACAAAACAGAAAAUCUAGAUUAUUUUUUAUUUUAAUAUUAAAGAAAAUUACUGAAAUGCAGACGAAAUAUAGAAUAUCAAAACUUUGAUAAAUAUACGUCACAAUCAUGCCUUAUUAUUUGUGUGGAAUGGCGAUCAACCUAGAUGGAGAGAGCAGUUGGGAUCAGAACCAAUCAAGUAUUAAGGAUGACGAAAGACUCUUCCCCGCGGAGGAUAAAGUUACGAGCAGUUCGAAAUCUAAAUUUAGACAUAUUUUUGAUAGAUUUAAACAAAGAGGCAAAAAAGACGGUCUCCGAUUAUUUUUGCUUGUACUUUUUAAUGGUUUAUAUUUAUAUUUCGGCGGUGGAGUGUUUUACUUGUUGGAGAGAGAGCCACGACAAGUGUUCAAUUUAGACAACAAUAUUGAAUCUAUUUUCAGUGUAAUCAAGGAAAGUUCUGUCUCCAAUGUUUCUCUUGGUGAACUGUCCUCGUCAGAAAUUAUGCAAAGACUUCGUCCUGAAGAUAUAAAAAAGUUGAAAAAAGUGCUAAAAACCGUUCAUCUUGGAUGGAAGAAAGAUGAAUCAACAGAGUGGACGCUAACAAAUGCUGUGUUCUUUGCUUCUACAGUUGUAACGACUAUAGGUUAUGGAAAUUUAGCACCCUCUACUGCCGGUGGCCGAUGGUUUUGUGUAAUAUAUGCCAUUAUUGGAAUACCUUUAACUUUGAUGUUGUUAGCUAUGGUGGGGAGGAUUUUAUCGAAAUACAUCAAUGAUUUGUGUGGAUUUGUUGUCAACUAUGUGAAAAAAUAUUUGCACCCUGGGUACGAAUACGACAGUACUGAUGGUACGACAGAAUUAAACGUUCCCGUGUGGUUGGCUUUUCUUUUCAUAACAGUUUUUAUUUCACUGGAUGCGCUUAUACUCAUGUCACUAGAAGAUUGGAGUUUUCCCGUAUCACUGUAUUUUAUCUUUAUCACCUUGACAACGAUUGGUUUUGGAGAUAUCGUUCCGCAAAAUACAGCAGUUGUAUGGUUCAAUGUUACGCUGAUGUAUUUGGGAUUAGCGGCUGUUUCGAUCACCAUUAAUCUACUUAUCGCGAACAUUGGUAUGCAGUAUCGAAAGCAUAAAGCAAAAAUAAAGUUUAUGAAAACAAUUGAAAAACAACUAGACUCGGAAGAUGAAAACGUGAAUGAAAAAACACCAUUAACAAGUGACCAUAAUGGGAACCCGGAUAAAUAGUUGGAGUCCAUUUCGUUUUUAUUAUUUUAUGCCCGGUCUUCACAAAGCAGAAAUUAUCGAGGUUAGUUUAGUACAGAAUUUUGAUUAGUUGAGAUGAAAUGUCGCCGGUCAAUCAAAAUUCUGAUACCCCGAUAUUUUUUGCUGUAGAGAUUUAGAAAAGAAUGGUCAGGACAAGAAGUCUCUGUAAGAGGUUGCUAAAAUGACAUAAGUCGUUAGUGUGCUUUCAUAAAAACAGAAUUGUGUUAUAUAUUUGAAACAAUUUGCUUUCAUACGAAAGAGCUUGAAAGGUAUCUUUAUAAAAAAUAUUAAUGGGUUCUUGAAGAUUUUGGAAUUCAGAGUUCCACUAAUUAUGCAUGACGUCAUCAUUUAAUUGUGUUUGGGGGUAUUGUAUUUAACAGUUUUACUAAUAGGGUUAUGUUUUCAACCGUUAAAAUUGGACUUUAAACAUUUUACAUAAAUUUUUGUAAUAAGUAAUUAUGAUUGAUAACAAAUAUUUGUUUCUGUGCUACUUGAUCAUGUCAUAAUUCCGCAUAAUUAGCGAAAUGUUAAAGCCCUAUAUCUUAAAAACUAAUAAGGUGUUUUAAAAAAAGAGAUUCCCAGGCGACUUUUUAAGAUCUUUUAUAUGAAACCAACUUGUUUUAAGUAUGAGGGAAUCUUUAAUUCGAUUGCGAGGCUCUAAGAAGUGCUACUGUUUAUCAAUUUGCGGAUACUAAAACUAUAUGCUCAUUAAAGGUGUUUCUGAAGGACAAUAAACACCCUCUCGUUCCUAGAAAUUAGUUUCGCGUAAUUUAAUAAUAUAAAUAUACAUUUUAAUAUUCAUUUAUAUUUAUAAUUUUUGAAAACCAGAAAUUGGAAAAAUAAAUCACGCAAUACAAAAAUGUUACACUGUAGAAAUAUUAUCUCUUAAAAAUUACAUUUUUGUGGAUUUGUACGUGUUUACAGAUAAUUCUUUUCAGAGGAAAGAGUUAUCUUCAUAUAAUAACAACAAUAAAAUGAAAUGAAAAAAUAUCAUAUCUUAUCAUAAAGAUGAAUCAAGAAAGAAAAGAUAAGUAACGAACAUAUAGAAUGUCUAUUCAUUUUAUCUGUAGUAUAUAUUUAUAAUUAUUAUAAAUUUUAACCAAAACUGGUUGUGUUUGUAUAAAUGUUCCGUGUAAUAUUUAUUUAUUGUAGAAAAUUCUUCUGAAAUCAAAGAGAAAAUUUCAAAGGAUAGAAUUUCGGAGAAAAAAUUUGGCUAAUAAUGCCCAGUAGUG
This is a messenger RNA of Hydractinia symbiolongicarpus, 2647 nucleotides long. RefSeq names its product TWiK family of potassium channels protein 7-like. The transcript is spliced from 6 exons. Gene Ontology annotation, biological process: stabilization of membrane potential; potassium ion transmembrane transport. Bases 288 to 1397 code for a protein of 369 amino acids. Gene Ontology annotation, molecular function: potassium ion leak channel activity. The record is from RefSeq and is a predicted model, not a curated record. NCBI's taxonomy places the organism in Eukaryota, Metazoa, Cnidaria, Hydrozoa, Anthoathecata, Hydractiniidae. Gene Ontology annotation, cellular component: membrane.